AUGAGGUCAGAAAAGCAUUAUCAUGAAUUUUCACACCCUAUUGGCAAGACCCCUGUUAACACAAGCAUCAUCAUCCGUGUAAAGGAACUCUAUAACUAUCAAAAUUGGGUUCAAGAAUUUUAUUAUUCCAUUACACAAAAAGGUCAAGAAGGAGAACCCAAAAGUUCUAUAAACUAUUCUGCUCUAAAGGGUGUUAUUGAAGGAUAUUUUGGAUUUCAAUGGCAUCCUCAGGAUAUUGAUCUUGCUCUCCAAAUUGAAAAGCCAUUUGUAGAUGAUAAGAGUUCCACUGAAGAUAAAGGUCUCUUGAAAAAGUGGGAGAAAAGUGAUAGGCCGAGCAUAAUGUUGAUGCGAAUGCACAUUGAUGCAAACAUUAAAGGAUCACUUCCCAAACCUGAAAGUGCUAAAGACUUUAUGGAUAUCAUUAAGGAACGCUUUAAGACAGCGGAUAAGUCUCUGGCUGGGAAGCUGAUGUCUCAACUGACUACCAUGAAGUAUAACGGUGCACAGUCAAUGCACCAUCACGUGAUUGAAAUGAGAAGCAUUGCUGCUAAGCUCACUGAGAUGAAAUUAAAUGUGGAUGAGAACUUUCUCGUCCAAUUCAUUCUCAAUUCGCUUCCAGAUCAGUAUGCCGCUUUUCAAGUGCAUUACAACACUAUUAAGGAAAAGUGCACUGCCAAUGAACUGGCAAACAUGUUGGUUCAAGAAGAAGCUAGGUUAAAACAACUGAUAAGUGUCUAA
Messenger RNA from Papaver somniferum (opium poppy), 738 nucleotides. RefSeq lists its product as uncharacterized. The transcript is spliced from 3 exons. The record is from RefSeq and is a predicted model, not a curated record. NCBI's taxonomy places the organism in Eukaryota, Viridiplantae, Streptophyta, Magnoliopsida, Ranunculales, Papaveraceae. The coding region runs from base 1 to 738 and encodes 245 amino acids.